GACUUAGAUAUUUAUGUCAAAGUUAAAUAAAUAGCAAGAACCAAUAUCAACCGAUAUUCUGGAUGUAGAAAAAGCUGAUUCCUUGCUCUAGUACACUGCAUUUGUAAAUCAGUGCAAAUUUUGGCUGUGCUUAUAGUGGAUUGCUAACACAAAGAUCGCAAUUUGUCAUACAUAAAUAUGAUCAAUAAACUACAUCUUCAUUAUAAACGUUUUCAGCAGUUUGGUUUUUAAACGUUUUAAGACACCUCGUACGACAGAGGGCGCAUUUUUUUUUAGCGAGUCAUACAACUGACCUUUUUUCCCAUCAUCCAACGCACAUGUAGCUUGCGGAUUGACCUCAGAUUGUGGUAGGACCAAUGCUCCCCUCUUUGGUACAAUAUUAAUGAUAGCUGGGGCAAAAUCUUUAAUUACACGAUAAAACACAAAUAUACCCUUCCACCGAUUGAGGAAAAUUUUUAUUUGGAAAUCACACCGACUGGUAAAAGGUGCGACUGCAGUUUUCUAUGGCUGGAAUCGAAGAGCUAUCACCGGCUUCGGGCCCAGUUGAGACUCGGCCCCCAGAAGGCGAAAUCGAUGAAGAUGAAGACGAGGAGCUGGAUGAAACUAUUUUGGAGAGGCUGUGGGGUUUGACUGAAAUGUUCCCUGAUAAACUGCGCUCUGCAGCUGAGGUGACCGCAUCUGGAUCAGUCAUUGUGGCCAAGAAGCUGUACAGCUUCUCCCGCUCUGCCCUGUGGGUGGGCACUACCUCCUUUAUGAUCCUGGUCCUUCCCGUGGUGUUUGAGACUGAGAGACUACAGCUGGAGCAGCAGCAGCUACAGCAGCAGAGACAGAUCCUUUUGGGGCCUAAUGCUGGGAUGUCCGGUGGAAUGCCAGGGAUGAUGCCUCCUGCCCCUGUAAAAAUGUGAAGAUGCUGUCCCUCUGACAGCAUGACUGAUGCAACCAACGAGGGAGAAGGGAGGCUUGGAAGGAGAGAGACGAGGAAGAGGGAGGAAGCAAAAAUGCAAAUCUGCAUGUGGUCAGCACAGAUGCUCAUUCCAACAUCCAGGAUUCGCCAUUUGUAGAGGAUGAGGAUGUCACUUUCUGGGUGUUGCAAUAAUCAAUGUCCCUCUCGCUGCCUCUCGUACUCAACAUCCUGCAGAGACUGACUUCUGAGCACUGUUCUUUUACCUAAUUUCUUUUUUUAUAUACAUAUAGUGAUAAGAAUAUCUAUGUGUUCUGGGGGCUUGGACCAGGUGGAUUUAUUAAAGAAAUUCCCCUUUAUAAAUAAUUAAACAAUAUUGUUGUUGUUUAGGAAGUUAUCAAGAGCUUUGGGUCUAAAGAAUGUUUUCAAUGUGGGUGUGUAGCUGCGUUUGGAACAGUUGUUCUGUUUGGAAAUGUGUUCAUCUCACCUGUAAGUGGGAAAAUCAUGGGACAUAAUAGCAUAAUUACGUCAAUAUUCACAAUCACCGCUGGUCAUGGAGAAUUUUAGUGUCCUGAUUUUUGUUGUUACCUCUCCUUCAAGAACUGGCUUUCAUUAAUGAUGACCAUUGAGUGGGUGAUUUGGUUGAUGUAUUGGCUUUUCAUUGAUGAAGCAAAGGCUGGCAGUCUACCAAACUCAAAAGAUUAAGCCAUAGAUAAGGGUGUUUUUGUUGUUAUGUUUCCCGUUGAACAUCUUGAGAAUUUAUUUCACAUGUGUUUAAGACUUUUUUGAGUGUUAAAGCCAUCACACAGUAUGCGUUAUGGGAAAAAAUACUUUUAAGAACUUUCCAACAGCACUUCAUAUGCAUCAUUGUUUAUCUGUAAGUUUGUGUCAAUCUUCCUGUCAAGCCUGAGAUAUUGUCAGUACAUUUUCUGUUGUCAGCUUCUUUGGAACUUGGUCUCUUGCUUAGUCAUCCAGAGCAAAUUCUGUGUUCAACAUUACUGUAGGAAUAAAAACACCAACGAAAAGGA
Messenger RNA from Esox lucius (northern pike), 1929 nucleotides. It is a transcript of the gene tomm22, whose product is annotated as translocase of outer mitochondrial membrane 22 homolog (yeast). Gene Ontology annotation, biological process: intracellular protein transport. The transcript is spliced from 4 exons. Bases 504 to 905 code for a protein of 133 amino acids. Gene Ontology annotation, cellular component: mitochondrial outer membrane. Lineage: Eukaryota; Metazoa; Chordata; Actinopteri; Esociformes; Esocidae. The record is from RefSeq and is a predicted model, not a curated record.